CAACCUUGCGGUGUUUCAUAGCUCUGUAUCUGCCGCCGCAAUGCUUGUCUUCCUGCAGUUUGCCCAGUUCCUAUAAACUGACACAUUAAUAUGGCUACAGAAACAGAAGAAUAUUUCGGACAGGCUCCCUUGCCGGGAGUUCAAUAUCCCCUCACAGUUCACUACUGCGGCAACUGCUCCAUGCCAAUAGAGUUCUGUGAAUUUUGUCCGUCCUACGAGAAGUGUAAAGCCUGGCUUGAGCAAAACCUUCCUGACGUCUUCAGUCAACUCAACACUAAAGAUGGAGGUGGAGGGGACGGAGAAGAUGCUGAGGAUGAGAAGAAGAGGCAGAAGAGAGGAGGCAAGGGCAUGGUGCGCCUCAAGAAAAAGGAUGACACGCCUAAGAAGGUUGUGGUGUUCUUGUCCCCGCGGGGCAAGAAGAAGACCACGGUCAUCAUGGGGCUCAAGACUUUCGACCUGGACCUGAAGGCGUGCAGCAAGACGCUGGGGCAGAAGUUUGCGUGCGGCUGCUCGGUGACGGGGCCGGACGAGAUCGUCCUGCAGGGCGACAUCAAGGAGGACGUCAUCGACUUCAUCCUCGACAAGUGGCCGCAGAUCGACGACGACAGCAUCGAGGACGGUGGUGAGCGGAAGCACUGAAGAGCUCGUGUCAACAGACGCCAUGGAACUGAUAACACUUCGCAUUUCCAUAUUUAUUCAGAAUAUUUCCGCCUCUUGUUUCAGUAUAACAAAUAAAGGAAUAAAUAAUAAAUGCGAAUAAAUUUUUAUUAAUCUUUUAGGGUAAUUCUAAUGGCUGAUCUGAAUUUUAAUUUUUAAUCAAAAUAAAGAAAGAUAACUUACAUUUCCUUAUAGACAGCAUUGAAGAAGGGCUAAAUUGUUCUGCCCAAGGCGGGAAAGCUGUUCAUAUAAUUUAUUUAAGUUGAAAUUAGGCCUUGAUUUCUUUAAAUCUGCGCAGUCAAGGAUAGCGAUCGAGAGCCUUUUAAAUAAAUGCGGAAAUGCUGCAUGGAUAAUUUUUUUUUUCGAAUGUAUUCAAGACUAGCCAGUUGAACGAACACUGCUUGCUACGUGUAAGUUCCUUUUCACGUUGGAACGCAAGGGAACACAAAUUCUAGAUCACGAAGGAGCUAAGCCUGCAUCUGAAUGAGGGCUAGAAUUUCCUGAAAAUUCAUUAUAGUUAACUAAUUAGUAGGCCCUAGAGAGUUGAAGAGUUGACCUAGAGUUGAAGCACCUGUAGCAUCAACAUGUUCCUUUCUGUUGGUGAGCCAGCUAAAGGGCAUAGUUUCACUAAGGAUUUUUCUCUCUCGCCUAUCAGAAUAAACUAAUCUUAUUUAGUUUA
Messenger RNA from Hyalella azteca, 1336 nucleotides. It is a transcript of the gene DENR, whose product is annotated as density-regulated protein homolog. Lineage: Eukaryota; Metazoa; Arthropoda; Malacostraca; Amphipoda; Hyalellidae. Gene Ontology annotation, biological process: formation of translation preinitiation complex; translation reinitiation. The record is from RefSeq and is a predicted model, not a curated record. Bases 91 to 639 code for a protein of 182 amino acids. The transcript has 7 exons. Gene Ontology annotation, molecular function: translation initiation factor activity; mRNA binding.